Octodon degus (degu) is the source of this 4274-nucleotide messenger RNA. It is a transcript of the gene Faim2, whose product is annotated as Fas apoptotic inhibitory molecule 2. The record is from RefSeq and is a predicted model, not a curated record. Gene Ontology annotation, biological process: negative regulation of apoptotic signaling pathway. The transcript is spliced from 11 exons. The coding region runs from base 7 to 837 and encodes 276 amino acids. Gene Ontology annotation, cellular component: Golgi apparatus; endoplasmic reticulum; membrane. Lineage: Eukaryota; Metazoa; Chordata; Mammalia; Rodentia; Octodontidae.
GUCAGGAUGGUCCACACUUCCCGCCACAAACUCUCUAGGCCUCAGCCUAAAGCCUGGAACAUGAAACCUGGUGCAACCUACUGGAAAGUUCCUGCAGGCAGCAGUUCCAACUAUGACAACGGUUUCCCCACUGGACACCAUGAGUUGUUCACCACCUACAGUUGGGAUGACCAGCAAGUUCGGCGGGUUUUCAUCAGAAAGGUCUACACCAUCCUGCUCAUCCAGCUGCUGGUGACCUUGGGUGUUGUGGCUCUCUUUACCUUCUGUGACCCCAUGAAGGACUACGUCCAGGCCAACCCAGGCUGGUACUGGGCAUCCUAUGCUGUGUUCUUCGCCACCUACCUGACCCUGGCUUGCUGUUCUGGACCCAGGAGACACUUCCCCUGGAACCUGAUCCUGCUGACCAUCUUUACCCUGUCCAUGGCCUACCUCACUGGGAUGUUGUCCAGUUACUACAACACCACAUCUGUGCUGCUGUGCCUGGGUAUCACGGCCCUCGUCUGCCUCUCAGUCACAGUCUUCAGCUUCCAGACCAAGUUUGACUUCACUUCCUGCCAGGGUGUGAUCUUCGUUCUGCUCAUGACCCUCUUCUUCAGCGGACUCAUCCUGGCUAUCCUCCUACCCUUCCAAUAUGUACCCUGGCUCCACGCAGUCUACGCCGUGCUUGGAGCGGGUGUGUUUACCUUGUUCCUGGCAUUCGACACCCAGUUGCUGAUGGGUAACCGACGCCACUCGCUGAGCCCUGAGGAGUAUAUAUUUGGAGCCCUUAACAUUUAUCUGGACAUCAUCUAUAUCUUCACCUUCUUCCUGCAGCUUUUUGGCACCAACCGGGAAUGAGGAGCCCUCAUCACCCCAGCCCUCUCCUCCAGAAAAUGCCCCUUCUUGGUCCCUAAUGCUCCCUGUGCUCCCUCCAGACCAGACAUAAACUCGCUGCUGCCAGCCUGUGGCCAGCGCUCAGUCCCUCAGCCAGCCUCACGCACCCUCUGCAGCCUGUACAUUCGCCACCUUUGGGUGCCAAGGAACUGAGGCCACACCACCCCCUGUGCCACACUCCUCUCAAUUAUGUCUCUCAACUAGGAAGUCAAGGCUGAAGGACCCCUGGGUUGGAGGACCCAAGGGGCAGUGGGAGGAGCCCAGCAGGGCCUCAGAGUUGGGAAGGAGACCCCAGGGAGCCUAGCUGAGGCCUGUGCCACACCAAGAUUCCUCCUGGGGCUGGAGGGACCCUGGACCACACUGUCCUGUGUCCAACCUACCCCUUCCUGCUCUCUUCCGGGCCACACAGUGCCACUUUGGAAGGGGAGGAGCACCGUGCAGUCUCCCACCCUCUCUCAGUUCUGGGAUCAGCACUUGAGGACUUGGGCCCUGCUGAAAGGGACAGGAGUCAGUACUUCUGAUGUUUGCAAAUUUGCCCUCCUGAGUCAGGACAGGGCACUGUGGGGAGGAGGUAGGGGCAGGGGGCCCUGCUCCUCAAUGAGGGUCUGGCCAGGACUCCCACCCCAGGAAGGAAGCAAGAGAGCCAACUGGGGAGACCAGGCCUCUCAGUAGCGGCCACUACCCAGACCUGCAUCCACUCAGGAGGCGUUUAGGGUUGAAGAACUAGAACCCACAUCGCCACCUUAUCAGCCCCACCUGACUGCUCUCCCAGGUCUAAGGAAGAAUGAGGUGUGCUGGGGUCUCUAGCUGGUGUUCUGGGGAGGAACCAGCUCUGGGUUCUAGGCCAGCUGCACGUGGAGGAACCUGCCCUGCCCCAGCCCUACCUGAGGCUAUGCCUGCUCCCACUCCCACUUCUCAUUUCCUAAGACCGCCUCCACCUACUGCCGCUUGCUGGCUUAGGCCAGUCAGGUCUCCUAGGGCCUUAGAAGGGGCAGUGUCAGCCCCCACCCCUGCUUCCCUGGCCACUCACUCAGCCCAGAGUCCCCAGGGAACCCCUCCAUCUCCACGUCUCUCCAGGUUGGAGGCUGGCCAGCUGCUGCUAACAGCCAGGGUCAGUGCCUCGAGCUGGCCCCAUGCGAGGAGCCCAGGCUCCUUAUCAGCCCCAAGGCAGUUGGAUCUCAGGCAGGGUGUGCGUCAGCUGCCCGCUCCUGGCUGAGUCAGGGGCCCACACCUGGGGCAGUGCGCAGCCAAUAUGCGGCCAACUUUGGGCCAGUGGAAAGUUACUGAGUGGAGGCAAGGAGGCUCUGGGCAGAUACCAGAACCCUCCCUUAGCCUCGAAUUUCAGGGCUCUCCUCUUCUUCGAAUGCCAGGGGCUCUGUCUGCCCCUAGAAAAAGGUAACUAACUAGGUAUGUUAUCAAUCCACUCCUGACCCCACCCUCCCCCACUUUCCUACUUCUAGCUUUCAAGAAAUAUUACAGAAGUAUUUGAAGUUUUGUUCCAUCUUGGGUAUUUGAGGAGAGAAGCAGCCAAGGACCAGCAGGUGAUAUGUGUGGGGUAAAGGCAACUGGGGCAUGGAGGAGGUGCCCACUGUGCAUUGGUCUAAAUUAAUCCCUGCAGCAGUGCUACAAAGGCAGUGUUCUGCACAUCCCUGUUUUAGAGGGCAAAGCCCAGAUGCUCAGAAAGGCUUAGUAAUGAGUCCAAGGUCAGACAGUUAGCAGUGGUGGGUCUGGGCGUCACACCCAAGGUGGCCUCACUCAGAAAGCCGUCUUGAGAUUGGGGGGUGUGGCUUAGUGGUAAAGUGUUUGCCUGGCAUGCAGAAGGCCCUCGAUUCAAUCCCCAGCAACAGAGACGCACGCACGCACACACAGAACAAAAGGUCGUGCAGAUUUUUUCCAGUCUCAGUGAGCUGACUGGGCCUGGAAAGAGAGUAUGGGAGUCCAUAAGCCCAGAGCAGCACCUGGCCUUGUGUUCCCCCCUACACCUACUACAUUCUGAAGUAUGAAAUUUUCACCCCCUGAACACCAGCUGCAAGGCAGGAUUUCUGUUUUUGAUUCCUGCCCUCAGUACCAUCGGGACGAUGGUAUUAGCAUACCAAAUAUUUCUUGCUGUCAGUUUUCCUAUCUUUAAGAUAGAAGUCUGUAGCCAGUAUGGAGCAGGGAGAAGCACCAGGAUGUUUAUUUCCAGUGGCUUCUUGGCCCCCUAAGCCCCCUUAGCAUCCUUUCCUAAUCUCUGGCCUCAAGUUCUAGAAGGGUUUGCCACCCCCAUCCCCCUUUGGGCUGUCGUUCUCACCCUGGACAGCUUCCCACUUGUCUAAAUCCUCCUCUUCAUUGGAUAAUUCAUACAAAAAUGGAGUUGAGUAAAUUUUCCAAGGCUGGGAUCCAAAAGAUUGGGGGAGAGGCAAGCCCUCAGCCAUCAAUAAGGUGACCCAGGCACAAAUUGUAGCAAUCUCAAAGCUUGCUCCUGGGUGGAGGCAGAGGCCACAGAAAGAUGCUGCAGCCGCCUGUGUUGGAUCCUGAGCACCAUCCAUCCGGGAACUGCUAAGCUGACUACAAAGCUAGAGCUUAAGCCUUGUGUCUAACCUCUGAUCCAGGCAGUGAGGCAUUCCAGGAACACCUGAUGGGUCUUGGAAGGAGGAAGGGUGGGGAAGAGGAAUGCAGGAUUAUGUGGAAUGCAGGAUUACAGGAAACUGAAGCUGGGCAGGUGCUACACACUAUGGAGGAGGAAGGGUGCUGACCCCUCACAUUUUUGACCUGGGUGGGGCUGGACCCAAGAAGAGGUAGGCUGGAUUUUAUAAAGCUAGAAAGCACCAGAAUCUACCAGAAGUCUCCUAAUGGGAAGCCAGAAGUCUCCUACUGGGAGGAAGUGGCUGGCUGGGGCCCAGGAAGCAUACACAGGUCCCUGCCUCCCCACACCAACUCCUGGGCCUACGUGUUAGGCUCCUCCUGCAUAGCUAAGAAUCUCACUUCUUCCAUUUCUGGGAGAGACAGGAUCAGACACACACUUUCCUUCCCUGGCCCACCUGAGGACAAGUCCCCGGUGGCCUGUUGGGGGGUGGGGGUGGCGCCUAGGCCUUAACACAAGCGCUUUGCUGCCUCUCUGUGGCUUCUUGAGAAAAAGCAGGAGCUGGUUCUACAGUCACUGUGGCUGCGGAUGAGGGGAGGGACCCGGCUGUCAGCCCUCCUUCCCCAGGUCUCCCAGACCUGUCCUCUCAGCGCCAUCUCUUGGAUACUUUCCCUGUCUGCUGAAAACCAGUCCUUGCCGCCCCAGCCCUCAGCUGUUCCCAGAUAUUUGAGAGACUUAUGGACUUGCCUGUCGACCCCAGACACCACUGCCAUCCUUCCGGCCUCAGCUCCAAGCCCUCCAGGGUCCCAUGCCUGUUCUCUCCCUCAGCUUCCUGGCA